AAGUGACUUGCUACGUAGCUGGUUAAAGGUAGCACCUUUAUAUUUAUACUCCGUGAAUGACUCCUGUGAUCGAUUUUGUAUCUUGGCAUACCAUUCAAUAGUCUGAUCACACUAAGUUCUCUCCUCCGUUAUAAGAUUUGGGGCUCUAAGUUAUCCGCUUCAACUGGCGGAGGCGGCUCACCUCAUCACGAUGGUUUCUACUACGGCUCCAAUGGAGAAUGCCGGCGAAGGAUCUAGUAGAUCGACGAGCGCGAGGACCAUGACUCUCGGCGACGCUAUGAGGGCACCUUCCGCUAAUCCACCGGUCGUCGUUCUGGAUUCGAUGCACCGCGCUGGGGACAGAGAGGAAGUUAUAGACCCGAAAGAGGAUCUCUGGCUGACAUCAGCCGACGGACGAUUUAACUCUCCGAUUAUCCCUCUUCGGGUUGGUACCGCGCCGGACUGCCAGACAUUUUACGUUCAUAAGAGUGUCCUCAUAAAAGCAGAGUUCUUCAAGAAAGCGCUAUGCGGAGAGUUUAUGGAGUCAGAGGCUCAGGCCAUGGAGUUACCGGAAGAAGAUCCGGCAAUAUUCCAUUUCGUCGUGGCCUUUCUCUACGAGAACAAAUAUGUUCCAAUCAAGGCGGCGUCGACGGUGCUUAUCCCCGAUGAUACGGCAAACGCUCGAAGAGAAGACGAGCAGGCUGCUUCGGACUCCGAUUCUAGCGCGAGUAUUCUGAGCGAUUCUUCUACCGCGCGCAGCCUGAGACGACGAGAACGGAGACGAAGGCGAGAGAACCGCCACUGGGAAAGGGAGAGGCGAAAACAUCCCGGAACCCAUCGGCCGGGCUGCGGCUGUCGACAAUGUCUGACGAGAGGCGGUCCUCCCUGUUGGAAUUGCAUGGCACCCCGUAUUCCUCCGCCUCCGCCAGGUCCAAUGCCCGUCCACAUGCCCCCGGGAGUAGUGGUAAUGAACGUGGACCCUCCUCGCCGACGCGACAACCGGCGGCGACGUCCUAACCGUCAUCGACCACAAUCUCCAGGUCCAGCGGCGAACGACAACAGCAACAAUAACACCAGCACCAACAACAAUAACUCGAGCUCGAACAGCAACAACAACAGCAACAACAGCAGCAACGAAGAAAUCCGCAUCCAAGGCCAAGACCUACGAACCUGGCUCCUGACGUACGAGCUCAACAUCGACGUGUACAUCUGCGCGAACAAGUUCCUGCUCGACGACUUCAAGGCGGCGAUCGCGCGGUCCUGCAUCGACAUGCUGGAGACGGCGGGCGCGGACGCGGCGCAGGCCUCCGUCCUGCGCCUGUGCCGGAAGCUGUACGAGGGCCUGCCCGAGUCGGACCGCCUGCUCCGCAUGAUCUUCGCGCGCGUCGGCUUCCUCAACCCGCACCUCUGGCGCCGCGACCCCGACGCGACGGCGGCUUUCUUCCACGCCCACCCCGAGGUCGGCGCCCUCAUGUUCAAGGAGACCCUCGGCCGCCGCGAGGAGGAGCAUGGCGGCGGCGGCGGCGGUGGCGGCGCCGAGCUGCCUGCUAUGGAGAGGCCCGUGUUUGCGGUGGGCGGACCGCCGCCUCCGUUCCCGCCGAAUGAUCCGAGGGCUUUUAUGAGGGGGCAGAGGUGGAGGGGGGAUUUCUAUUGAGGGAGUUUGCUUGUGUGAGAGGGGAGGAAAGGGAAUAGGAUGGAACGAGCUAAUCUCAAAACACAGUGGAUCGCGUGCAAGUGUACGAUGGGCAGGGCUAUGGAUUAUUUGGGUGCGUCU
Messenger RNA from Annulohypoxylon truncatum, 1753 nucleotides. RefSeq lists its product as uncharacterized. Lineage: Eukaryota; Fungi; Ascomycota; Sordariomycetes; Xylariales; Hypoxylaceae. The transcript is spliced from 5 exons. Gene Ontology annotation, molecular function: protein binding. Bases 191 to 1633 code for a protein of 480 amino acids. The record is from RefSeq and is a predicted model, not a curated record.